Messenger RNA from Rhinichthys klamathensis goyatoka, 2392 nucleotides. It is a transcript of the gene mcama, whose product is annotated as melanoma cell adhesion molecule a. The coding region runs from base 164 to 2053 and encodes 629 amino acids. Gene Ontology annotation, biological process: angiogenesis. The transcript has 16 exons. The record is from RefSeq and is a predicted model, not a curated record. Gene Ontology annotation, cellular component: plasma membrane. NCBI's taxonomy places the organism in Eukaryota, Metazoa, Chordata, Actinopteri, Cypriniformes, Leuciscidae.
GAUCUCUUUUGAACAUAUCCCUGAAGUCAAGGUUUUGAUCCUUCUUCUAAGAUUUCCCUGAAGUGAUGAGCUGAGACAGGCUAGACGACAGCACCGCAGGCCAAUCCUUGAAGUCACCCGCUUUGAGUUCAGCCAAAACAAUGGCAUGAGAUUCCUCAGUUAAAUGCCUGCAUGUAUCAGUAGGAAGCCGAAUGGGGGGGAUGGUAGUUGGAGGUGUGCGUGUCUGAGAUCCACAGCUUGGGCGGUAGUGGAUCUGAGGAUGGAGGACACUGUGGAGGUUUACAUGGACGAGUCUGCGGAGAUCCCCUGCCUGUACACCUUCACCGAGAAACCUGUGAUGGUGAUGGUGCAGUGGUUUGUGCGGGAGCGUGAAGGGAAUCGGGUGAGGAUCUCCUACAGCGAUCUGACCAUGCAGAAGGUGGAUGAGGACACGAGCUACAGUGACCGUAUCAGUGUACAAUCUAACAGUGAUGGAGAAACUCUGACCAUUCAGGACGUUAAGCUGUCUGAUGAGAGAGAGUUUUUCUGUCAGGUCAGUGGGUUGGCAGCCGGCAAUGGAGAGGGAAGGACUCUCCUGAAGGUUUUCGACCCUCCAGAGCCUCCUGUCAUUGAAGGUGUCCUCUCUGGAGUUUCUGUGUCCAGUGACUCCCCCGCUAAGAUUGCAUCUUGUGAGACCAGAGAUGGCUUUCCAAAGCCAAACAUCACAUGGUACCGUGAUCACAUACCCAUCCACCCUGCUAAUGGACUGGUGAAUGUGGUAACGCUAGUGACAAGAGAAUCCAGUGGCCUAUAUACAGUGCAGAGUGAUUUGCAUUAUAAGGUGACCAAGGAAGACAAAGACGCCUACUUUUCCUGUGAAGUCAGCUACUUUGUCCCAGCAGCUGUCAGGACAUCCGAGUCCAAAGGCGUCAAUAUUACAGUUCACUACCCGACAAGCAGCGUGGAGAUAUGGAAAGAAUCGCCUGAGGGCUUGGUCAAAGAAGGGGACACAGUGGAGAUCCGUUGCCAAGGCGAUGGGAACCCCCCAGCACCCAUCAUUUUCAACCGAGAACAAUCAGAUGUGGAGCUGGACUCCUAUCAUGGGCUGCUGGUUCUUAAGGAGGUGUCUCGAGCAGACAGUGAUGUGUAUGAAUGUCACUCUCUGGACCUGGAUGCAGUGAACCAUGAUGAGGUGGUGGACACCCUACAGCUCACUGUGCACUAUCUGGACCCAGCUGUGGUGAUGCCCAAAGACUCCGAGGUCAUGCUGAAAGGAGAGAGUCUGACAGCCACCUGCAAUGCCCUGUCGUCUUUAGAGACCACUACUGUGUGGUUUAAGGAUGGGAUUGAGGUCGUAAGAGGACACAUAAUGCAGCUGCAGGACGCCACAUUUGACACAGCUGGACAGUAUGACUGUGCAGUGACUGUACCGUCUCUUCCAGGCCUGUCGACCAGCGGUUCAGUCCAUAUCAUCGUACAGGGUGCGCCUCAGAUGAAGGAUGCGGAGAGGGAGAUUGAGCUGACAGAAAAGGUCGGGGGGUGGUUAAAUCUGAGCUGUGAGGUGAGAGGUUACCCUCGACCCACCAUCACCUGGAGCGUCACUGGCAGCCAGGGCUGGCGUGAGGUUGUUAAAAGAGAGACGGAGGAGCAAGUCCACAGUGUUGUGAUGCUUAAAGUUACCACUGACAUUGUUGCUAUCUGCAAUUCAACAAAUGACUUUGGAAUAGAGAGCAAGACCUACAACAUCAGAAGCAUUCCAUUCUCCCAGACUCCAACGGCUAGAAAAACUUCAGUCGAUAAUAGUGGAGUGAUUAUUGUGGUGAUUAUUGUGAGCAUCCUGUUGCUGGCCAUCCUGGGCAGCGUCUUCUACUUCCUGUAUAAAAAGGGCAAGCUACCCUGUGGACGCUCAGGCAAGCAAGAAAUCAUUAAUGCCUACAGCACCAAGGAGAAGACUAGCAAAGAUGACAUCGUCGUAGAGAUGAAGGCAAAAAAGACGGAGGAGUCUGUCCUACUGAAGGGCGUCAAUGGGGAAAAGAAACCUCUCAAUGACCAGAACAACAUCCAUAGCUCAUAAACGGAGGAUUGUCGUCGACUAAAGAUGGCAUCUGUUACUCCCUGCUGACCCAACAUCAAGACUUCAGAGCUGGAGGCCGUCUUGUGGAGCAGCCAUCUUUUCUGGAUAAAGUGGACUGUACUUUUGUAUCUCGUGUGUGAGCAGGAGCAUUCAUGCUUGGAUAAAUGGGACGUAAGCGAGCUGAUCCAUAAAGGAAGAUUGUUCUCUAUUUUCUACUGUUCUUCAAUGUUUUUCUUCAACCAUCGACCAAUUCAAGACAGUGGAACUUUUCCAUAAAAACAAGCAAAAUGAAUUACAGAGCAAACUGGUUGAAAAAAAAAAAACUGUCUACAUUGAUGC